AUGUUAUCUACACCAAUUACUAAGAAUAUAGAUUAUGGUAAGGUAUACGAACCAUCAGAGGAUUCAUUUUAUUUGCUAGAUUGUUUUGAAGAGGAAAAGGGGUAUCUUGAAACCAAAUUUAAGAACAAGGUUCCGUUAAUCACUGAAAUUGGAACAGGCUCAGGUAUAGUAACCACUUUUAUACUACAAAACAUAAUACAUGAUGGCAUUUACAUAGCAACAGAUAUCAAUCCCAAUGCGUGCAAGAGUGUGUUAGAAACUGUACGAUACAAUUGUCCAACGCGAGGCCAUCUAGUUGACUCUUCACAAAUGGAUCUAACUUCAUCUAUUCGACCAAACACAAUUGACAUAUUGAUAUUCAAUCCUCCAUAUGUUCCUGCAUCAGAAGUACCGGAGGUUCCGGUUACGGAUGAAGAUACGAGAUGGCUAGAUUUGGCAUUGUUGGGAGGUGAAGAUGGAAUGGUUAUUACAUGGAAGGUCUUGAAUAAUAUAGAGCAUAUAUUGAGCUCUGACGGUGUUGCAUAUAUCCUAUUUUGCGCUAGAAACAAACCUGAUAUUGUGGCUGAUAUAAUGAGAGACAGGGGUUGGAAAGUGGAUGUUGUAAUUAAUAAAAAAGCAGGUUGGGAGGUGCUAUCUAUUUUAAGGUUUGUUAGAUUGUGA
This is a messenger RNA of Lodderomyces orthopsilosis Co 90-125, 660 nucleotides long. Its product is annotated as S-adenosylmethionine-dependent methyltransferase. Gene Ontology annotation, molecular function: protein methyltransferase activity; nucleic acid binding; S-adenosylmethionine-dependent methyltransferase activity. The transcript has a single exon. The record is from RefSeq and is a predicted model, not a curated record. Gene Ontology annotation, cellular component: eRF1 methyltransferase complex. The coding region runs from base 1 to 660 and encodes 219 amino acids. Gene Ontology annotation, biological process: methylation. Lineage: Eukaryota; Fungi; Ascomycota; Pichiomycetes; Serinales; Debaryomycetaceae.